GGGAGGGGGCGUCUCACACGGACAGGGGGAAUCAAACCGCGAUUGUGAAUGGGGGGUGAAUAGUUGUGUGGGUAUCCGUCUUAGGAAAUGACAAACGGCUCGGUGCGCGCCUGACACGGAGGUCCCUCCCGUAGAUGGAGCCUUGACAAGCCAAGCCGGCGAAAAGCAGCCCCCGGCACCCAUGCCAGGGCCUGCCGGCUCCCCGAGCCCACCACCCAGCCAGGACCCUCCAGCCCGGCCGCCGGUCCCGCCCCUCCCUCCCGCUAGCCGGCCGGGUCCUCCCGGCCCAACGCGGCAGAUGGUCCCGAGGCGCCCGCUGUGACACCCCCCGGGUGGCCCCUCCGCACCCUCCCCGGGCCAUGGGGAACAACACCACCUUCCCUCCGUGCCAGGACUACCGCGCCAACCACCGACUCCACAUGGUGGGCUACAGCGUGAUCCUGGCCGUGGGCCUGCCGCUCAACGCCCUGGCCCUCUGGGUCUUCUUCCGGGCCCUGCGCGUCCACUCGGUGGUCAGCGUCUACAUGUGCAACCUGGCGGCCAGCGACCUGCUCUUCACCCUCUCGCUGCCCCUGCGCCUGUCCUACUACGCCCGCCACCACUGGCCCUACCCGGACAUCCUGUGCCAGCUGGCGGGCGCCGUCUUCCAGAUGAACAUGUACGGCAGCUGCAUCUUCCUGGCGUUCAUCAACGUGGACCGCUACGCCGCCAUCGUGCACCCCCUCCGGCUGCGUCACCUGCGCCGGCCCCAGGUGGCCCGCCUGCUCUGCCUGGGCGUGUGGGCGCUGAUCCUGGUCUGCGCCGUGCCCGCCGCCUGGGUGCACCGCCCGGCCUCGUGCCGCUACAAGAACAUCACCCUGCGGUUCUGCUUCGAGAGCUUCAGCGACAGGCUGUGGCAGGGGGCCCUGCCCGCCCUGGUCCUGCUGGCGGGGGGGCUGGGCUUCCUGCUGCCGCUGCUGGCCGUGGUCUACUCGUCCGUCCGGGUCUUCUGGACCCUGGGCCGACCGGCGGCCACCAGGAGCCAGCGCCGGCGGACGACCGUGCGCCUGCUGUUGGCCAACCUGGUCAUCUUCCUCCUGUGCUUCGUGCCCUACAACAGCGUGCUGGCCACCUACGGGGCCCUGCGGGCCGAGUGGGUGCCGGGCGGGGAGGCGGUCCGGGCCAGAGUGCGCCAGGCGCUGGUGGUCACCGUGCUCCUGGCCAGCUCCAACUGCGUGCUGGACCCGCUGGUCUACUACUUCAGCGCCGAGGGCUUCCGCAACACGCUGCGGGGGCUGGGCCCGGCCCCGCGGGACGCCGGCAACGGGACGCGGAGCCGGCUGACCACCUCCGAGGGAACGCCCGGCUCCGACACCAUCGCCUCCAGCCGGGAGCUGCUGCCCCACCGGCUGCCCCCGGGGAAGGCCUCGGUCCUGGCGGCGAAGGAUUCGGCCAUCUGAUGCCCAUCCCUCGACCGGCCCCCGCCGCCGCCCGCUGGGCGGACAGCGUCAAAGGACGGACAAGCCGACCCCUCCCCACCUCCAGGAACUGAGGCGAGGGGCUCUCGAGGGACGGGAGGGGCACCGGCGCCCCGCGCUCCGUCCCGGACUGAGGCGGAAGAUAGGUCGCCGGACCCGGAGGUCAGGGGUUGGCGCGGCUAAGUCCCCCGCCGGUGCCACCCCCGCCGUCUCGGGCCUCGGUUCGCCCCGCUGGAUGCGGAGGGGCAGCGAUUGGAGGGUGGUGUGCUGCAAUAAAGGCGAGGACUGUGCUCUCAGCUCGUU
Ornithorhynchus anatinus (platypus) is the source of this 1760-nucleotide messenger RNA. RefSeq names its product lysophosphatidic acid receptor 5 (gene LPAR5). Lineage: Eukaryota; Metazoa; Chordata; Mammalia; Monotremata; Ornithorhynchidae. Gene Ontology annotation, cellular component: membrane. Bases 360 to 1439 code for a protein of 359 amino acids. Gene Ontology annotation, biological process: G protein-coupled receptor signaling pathway; behavioral response to pain. Gene Ontology annotation, molecular function: G protein-coupled receptor activity. The record is from RefSeq and is a predicted model, not a curated record. The transcript is spliced from 2 exons.